Camelina sativa (false flax) is the source of this 452-nucleotide messenger RNA. RefSeq lists its product as uncharacterized. NCBI's taxonomy places the organism in Eukaryota, Viridiplantae, Streptophyta, Magnoliopsida, Brassicales, Brassicaceae. The record is from RefSeq and is a predicted model, not a curated record.
AUGGGGAGAGGAUCGGUUGCAUUGUUAUUCCUUUUCCUCUUCUUUCUCUGCUUCCCCUUCACAUCAGAUUCCCAGAAAGUCAAUCCAUCGACGAGCUUACUCAACCAAGAACAAGCCCAUGCAGAAGUUACAAUCAAAGACAUAACAGGAGAAGAAGAUGACAAGAGCAUCGACAUCUGCCGCGCAGGGAAAGGAAGUCAUGGAGUUACAGGUGGAAAAGGCGGAGGCCGAAAAGCAACUCCAAGAAAGGGUAAUGCCACCAUGGACCAUCGGCCACCGUUGGUCUUCUCGGCUGCCUCUGUUCUAUUUACUGGUUUAAUAAUGUUUUCAUUAACUUCUUUCGGCAUGUCAAUAAGAUUCUGUUGUGCCUAAACAAAUUCAUUAACCUGAGAGUGAAACAUAUGUACUGAAUAUUGUAAACUUUGAAAUCUAUUGAAACUGAAAUGGAGUAA